AUGAAGUCUGUCGUCGCUAGCAUCGGCAUGAUCGCCGCCGUGGCCAACGCCUACCAGUUCCCUCAGCACGCCCACUACCGCCGAGACUACAACGGAACCGACUCUCAGACCACUCUGACUGUCAAGACCACCGUCGUUGAGACCAUCACCAGCUGCGCUCCCACCGUCACCAAUUGCCCCAGCCGUGACCAGACUGCCAUUGCUCAGCUCCCCGAGUCCGACAAGACUACCCUCACUGCCACCCAUACCGUCAUCCUCACCGAGGUUGUCUGCCCCGUCUCUGAGGCCAGCUCCAUCUACACCUCCGUCCUUCACGAUGCUGAGACUGGUGGUGUUACUGGCAAGACCAUCACUGCGGAGGUUCCUAUGAACACUGGCGGUGCCUACCCCCCUCCCACUGAGAAGACUAUUGUCUCCGACUACACCACUGAUCAGGUUGUCACUCUUACCCAGGGUGAGGAGACCAUCACUACUACUAUCCACAAGACCAUCCAGAAGACUCUGACCGUCCCUGCUGGCCCCGAGGUCACCGACGACGGCUCCAAGGGCAACGGUACCCCCGAGGAUGACACCACCACCACCACCACCAAGACCACUACUGGCACCAUCACCAAGACCAUCCAGCGUGUUGACGAGACCGGCCCCGCCACCGGUGGUGACAACGGCUACAGCACUGGCAAGGGUGAGGGUGAGGACGAUGGCUCUAAGGGUACCGGCAACGGUAACGGCUCUAACAACAAUGGCGGCUCCGGCUCCGGCAACGGCGAGUGUGUCCCUGAGACCGUCACCGUCACUGCUCCUGCCUCCACUGUUUACGUUACUGUUGUUCCUGAGGCUACCAAGACCGAUGACGCUACUGUCACUGGCAAGACUGUUAAGGGUGACGAUUCUGAGGAUGAUGAUGAAGACGACUCCUCUGAGGAUGAGAUCUGCGAUACCACCACAACCCUCGAGGCUACCGUCACUGUUGUUCCUUACCCCGUUAACGGCACUGCUACCGGUGGUUACGCCAAGCCCACUGGCUUCUCUCGCCGUCUCCGUUAA
Molecule: messenger RNA, 1044 nt
Organism: Fusarium poae
Lineage: Eukaryota; Fungi; Ascomycota; Sordariomycetes; Hypocreales; Nectriaceae
Exons: 1
Coding region: 1-1044 (347 amino acids)
Source: RefSeq, a predicted model, not a curated record